This is a messenger RNA of Ostrinia furnacalis (Asian corn borer), 513 nucleotides long. RefSeq lists its product as uncharacterized. The transcript is spliced from 3 exons. The record is from RefSeq and is a predicted model, not a curated record. The coding region runs from base 1 to 513 and encodes 170 amino acids. NCBI's taxonomy places the organism in Eukaryota, Metazoa, Arthropoda, Insecta, Lepidoptera, Crambidae.
AUGGAAACAUCUCUGUUGACCAUCUCCAACCUCAAAGAUCGACUAAAAGGACAUGUGCUGACAAUCACGAAUAUACCGAAGGAACCAGAGUACGAUAUUUCUACAGUCAAACUAAACUCUAUGAAUCUGGAUCAUCUUCACACCACCAACAUGAAGAUUUCCCAGCAUCCAAAGUUAAAUCUUGAGAAGAACGUAGAUUACAAACAAAACAACGAUGAGUUGGAGACCACAAGCGGCGACCGCAGCCGGCGCGAGAGCGCGUGGGCCGGCCGCGCGACGCCCCCGGCCGCGUCCUUUCCUAUGCAGAACUCCAGCCACGUCAAGUUCGAGCCGCCAAACGUGCCGGUCAUAUUCGUCCUGGGCGGCCCAGGCAGCGGCAAGGUGACCCACUGCGACAACCUCAUGCAGGAGCGCCGCGGGGUGGUCCAUAUCAACAUGACGGAUCUGCUGCAGCAGUACGCCAUCGGAAACGGUACAGCAUUUAUGACACUUGUAGCGGCGAUUGGUGAUUAG